AUGGCUUCAACACAGCCCUCUUCCUCUCAAUGUGAAAUACAUGGAUUAGAAAAUUUGGAAGAAUAUUAUCUUGUAUGGUGUGAUAAACUCGCGAACAAUGUCGUGAAGGAAAACAUUGAGCAAAAAUUACGAACAAUAAUCAAUUAUUUGAAAAUAUUUGAUAAUAUAGAAAUAUGUGAAAAAUAUAUUAGGGAAAACAUAAAAAAUUUAAAGGUUAUAUUAAUUGUUAGUGAUCAAUUCGGACAAAUUAUAGUUCCACGACUACAGGAUUUAUCACAAUUAAUGGCUGUUUAUGUUUAUUGCGAAGAGAAACAAAGCAGCGAACAAUGGACCCAACAAUUUCAGAAAAAUACACCAAGCCCGGUACAUUUUAUACCUGUCGGCAAAGUGUACAUACAGGUUUUAUUUUUUAACAUCCAGGUUAAAGGAGUUCUAACACAAAUUGAUGAACUUAUUGAAAGCAUCAAACAUGAUCAAAAACAUCGUGAAAAAUAUGAUGAAACAAUAUCCAUCAGCAUAUUUGAUCCAUCCAAUAAAGAAAAAUCAACAACAGGGUUGAAUUCAUCAUUUAUGUAUCAACAAUUACUUACAGAUAUUUUAAUACAAAUGGAAUCCACAUCAGCGGAUAAAAAAGAAUUAGUUGAUGCAUGUCAAUUUUUUUAUAAAGAUAAUGGAGAACAACUUAAAAUCCUAAAUGACUUUGAUCAAACAUAUUCAUCCAACCAAGCUCUAUGGUGGUACCCACGUGAAUCAUUUUUAUAUCGACUACUGAAUAAAGCAUUAAGAAUAGCAAAUAUUGAUUUAUUAUUUGGACUCAUCUAUUUAGGAUGGCGAAUCCAACAAAAUAUGUUGCUCUCCGUUGUGCAUCAGUUGAAAAAAAUUGAUAUGGGAAAAUAUUUCUUAAAAUUGAAUGAAAAAGAUGUUUGUUAUAGUUAUGCGAAUUUGGGCACAAGCUAUCGUCGAAAACAUAUGACGAAAGAAGCAUUAGAUUGUUAUGAUAAAGUGUUGAAAAUGUGGAAAGCAUCGCUGGGUCAUGAUCACCCAAAUGUUGCCAUCAUUUACAAUUAUGUCGGUCAAUGUUAUAAAGACGAGAAAAACUAUUCUUUAGCAUUAACGAAUUAUAAAAAAGGAUUGGAAAUAGAGAAAGCGAAACUGCCGCAAAAUAGUCCACAUAUAGCUGAAUCGUAUGAGUGUAUGGGUGAACUGUAUCGUUGUAUUAAAAAAUAUGAUCUAGCAUUAUUGUAUCAUGAAAAUGCAUUAAAAAUUCGAUUAGUGACAUUAUCACCAACACAUCAACAAAUAGCUCAAUCCUAUAUGAGGAUAGGUCUUGUGUACGAAGAUAAACUAGAUUUCAAUAAAGCUAUUGAAUUUCUACAAAAAGCAUCAAACAUUUAUUCUCAAAAUUCAUUAGCACAAUCACAUUCAGAUGUGGUCGAUGUUAAUAAUGCAAUUCAACGAAUUAAUUUAAAACAAACAAGUUAUGAGUUUAAACUUAAAAUGUUUAUUUAUCGUCUAUCGAGCAAUAUGUCGUUAUUAGUAUCACUAUCGAUACCAGUCGUCUCAAAAAGCAAUAGUUUAAAUGGAAUGUAG
This is a messenger RNA of Didymodactylos carnosus, 1590 nucleotides long. Lineage: Eukaryota; Metazoa; Rotifera; Eurotatoria; Philodinida; Philodinidae. The record is from the annotation of a GenBank genome assembly.